This is a messenger RNA of Rhizophagus irregularis DAOM 181602=DAOM 197198, 1072 nucleotides long. NCBI's taxonomy places the organism in Eukaryota, Fungi, Glomeromycota, Glomeromycetes, Glomerales, Glomeraceae. The record is from RefSeq and is a predicted model, not a curated record.
UUUCACCUAUCAAGUACAUUAUUCAAUUAUAAUAUGAAUGGAAUUUUACAAUACCAAUAUUACAAAAUUUGGUUCAAUUUUUUUUCAUAUACAAGUAACAAUAAAACCGAAAACAGAACACUCAAACACAUCAAUGACGAGUAGAUUUGCAUUAGCGAAUGCAGCAAGGAAAGAUGAUAAAAGAAGGAUGGAUGAUUUUUCACGUGAUGAUGAAUCUUUAAUAGGAGGUGCUGCAAUGAAUUCAAUGACAAAUAAUAUUUUACAAAAUAAGUCUAGUAUUGAAAUAAAUCGUAAUGAAGCGUAUAAAAGGUUAAAUUCAAGAAGAUCUUUAACAAGAUCUAGUUCACAAAUUUUAUCACCUAUUAAUUUUGGAGAAAAUUCAAAUAUCGAAGAGGGUAAUUCAAUAUAUCCAUCCUUUUUAACACCAAAAAAUGAUUAUUAUAGUAGAAAUUCUAUUAAAAGACCUGUAUUCAUAUUUUCGGAUGAACAAACUAGUGAUGAAAUUGAUUUAAAUAGUACUGUUUUUAAUAAUGUUAAUAAUGGUAAACGAAUUAGCGGAGAAAAUACGGGAAUAAAAAGAAUAAGUAAAAGUAGUAGUAGUAUAAGAAUAAGUGUAGGAACGAAUACUAGUAUUAAUGGUAAUGAUUCUUCAAGUAAUUUAGGUGUAAGAAGAAUUUCAGGUCAUAUUAAACAUCAAAAAUCAUUUGAAAGUUCAAUGGGUUUAAUUGCUGAAGAAAAUUCUGAUGGAUCACAUCGAACAAUUAUGACAAAAAGAAAUCAUAGUAGUGCGAGUGUAAGUAGAGAAGCAUCUGAUGCAACUUCUACUACAAUAGUAACUACCUCAACCACAUAUACUUCUAGUAUUACAGUAUCAACUACUACUACUGUAAUAAGUCCUAUAGCAGCAGCAGCCGCUAAAGCUUCUUGGAAUAAACCUGAUAUCAAUGAUCAUUUGAGUGCUGAUGAAAGAAAAGGAUUUUCAGAUUCAAUGGAAAAACGUGAAUGGUUAACUAAACGUCCCGUAUCACCUCUUCUUAGAAGAAAAACUUUAUCAAAAUUACCUAAUUUAUAA